AUGCACGAAUUCCUCCUGUUCGCCCCCGUCCCUGCCCACCAGCACCAUGAACUGCUCCAGCAGCUGGCCGGUCUCACGGCCAUGCAGCCGCGCCACCGACUAGAACGACGCCUAAUUUUCAAAGCGAACCGCAAAGCAGGCCGCAUCAACACCCGCCUCGGAGGCGGCAGCCAGGAUGUCCAGGCCACCGAAAUCCAGCGUCUGCUCAAAAUGAUGAAUGGAGCCACGUAUUACAAUCGCGUUGUGAGCGUUGUUGCCGAAGACGACUUUGGCGCCCCCGCGGAAGAGUACGAUUUCGACUCGCAAUUGUGGAGGAUGGAGUGGAGGGAUAUCCCUGAAGCUGGCACUCGAUCGGGCGUCACAUCGCGUCUCAUGGCGAAUGCUGUCCUUCCGCAGGGGGAUAUCGUCAGUGUGAUGAAGGCUUGGGGAUAUACUUUCGUGAAUGAGUUUGUCAUUGAAGGCGACGUGUUCGUCUACAAUGAUACCGUCCUCUUCCUCCACCGCGUCCUGAACUACCCCGAAGAUAACCAAACUACGCAACAAACGCAAAGACCGCGGACAGCACUACCGCCUCUAAAGGACCUGACCCUAUUAGACCCGAGUGGGAGCUACCUUUUGCAGGCUUCAGCCACUGUCCAAGACGGUGCCAAUGCGGAAACAGCUACGCAGCGCCUCUAUGGACUGAGGGAUCAGCUCAGGACUGCUGUCAGGCUGGAGCAGGCAGAUCGCCUGUCUUUGGAUACGAGGGUUAAAUGA
Messenger RNA from Talaromyces atroroseus, 756 nucleotides. Its product is annotated as Mediator of RNA polymerase II transcription subunit 18. Gene Ontology annotation, molecular function: transcription coregulator activity. Gene Ontology annotation, cellular component: core mediator complex; mediator complex. NCBI's taxonomy places the organism in Eukaryota, Fungi, Ascomycota, Eurotiomycetes, Eurotiales, Trichocomaceae. The transcript is spliced from 2 exons. The record is from RefSeq and is a predicted model, not a curated record. Gene Ontology annotation, biological process: regulation of transcription by RNA polymerase II; termination of RNA polymerase II transcription. The coding region runs from base 1 to 756 and encodes 251 amino acids.